AUGCGCUACUCAUUCACCAUCACGGCCCUGAGCCUCCUCUCAUCGGCUUUUGCCAUCACCGUCACCACUCCGACAUCAGACACGGUGUGGGAUUUCUCCACUCCCAAGACUAUCAAGUUUACUAGCGUUCCUAGUGAUCCUUCAGUAAUUAGCAUCAUCCUUCGAUCUCAGGAUGGCUCUUUCCAGACCAAGUUGGCGGAUAACGUCAAGACCUCUGAUGGCGAAUACACGACCCAGCCUAACCCUAGCAUUUCCAACGGAGAUGACUACGAGAUCCAGAUAAUUGAUUCUGCUGGCCAGCUCGCCGUCAGCAACACUUUUACUGUUGAGAAGGGCGCUUCAGUUGAUGGUACUACAUCCUCGUCUUCUUCCAUCUCCUCCACUUCCACCUCCUCUUCUUCCACGUUUUCUUCCGCCACCUCCUCCUCCUUCUCCACUUCGUCUUCCGCGACAUCCACUGCAACCACUGCAACCACUGCUACAUCCGUCACCUCCACCUUUACAUCCUCGGCAUCUCCAACACCCACGUCGUCGACUAGUCCUUUCUUUUCCAUCGCAGGCUCCACCACCGCCACCACCACCUCCUCCUCUUCUACCUCUUCUUCCACGACCUCGUCUUCCACCUCUUCCGACGCUUCAUCCACCAGUGCCUCCGCCUCCGCUCUGCCCUCAACUGGUGCUGCGGCGUCUCAAUUCAGCACUCCCAAGGGAGCCAUGGCUCUAUUCGGUGCUGCUGUCGCGCUCUUCUACGUCUAG
Molecule: messenger RNA, 756 nt
Organism: Penicillium expansum
Lineage: Eukaryota; Fungi; Ascomycota; Eurotiomycetes; Eurotiales; Aspergillaceae
Product: GPI anchored serine-threonine rich family protein
Exons: 3
Coding region: 1-756 (251 amino acids)
Source: RefSeq, a predicted model, not a curated record